Messenger RNA from Penicillium mononematosum, 708 nucleotides. Its product is annotated as signal peptidase complex subunit 2. NCBI's taxonomy places the organism in Eukaryota, Fungi, Ascomycota, Eurotiomycetes, Eurotiales, Aspergillaceae. The record is from RefSeq and is a predicted model, not a curated record. Gene Ontology annotation, biological process: protein targeting to ER. The transcript has 3 exons. Bases 1 to 708 code for a protein of 235 amino acids. Gene Ontology annotation, cellular component: membrane; signal peptidase complex.
AUGUCAUUGGCCCGCGUUAGCUCCAGCUUUCUCCAAAGGGCCACGCCGCAUCUUUGUCCUGCGAUAAACAACAGUCCUGUCUUGGCCACUGAAUACUUCACCACACUCGAUAUUUUGGUUUUUAAAAAUUUCUUUACUUGCAUCUAUUCUCAAAUCUAUCAUGGCUUCCAACAAGGUGCCGGUCUACUCGACCAAUGCGACGAUGCUCUCCUCCCUUACCUUACCAAUCUUCCUGCGCCAUACGCUUUCACACCCGAUUACUCGAAGACAAACAUUCGCUUUCUGCUUGGCUAUAGCGCUGUCGCAAUCGCUGGGUUUACUUUCUACGCAGACCGCACGCUUGGCUGGGAAGCAACUACCUCGCCCUGGAUUAUCGCGGCAGUAGGGACAUACUUUUUCUUGAACAGCAUUUUGACUUACUGGAUUUGGGCCGUCGAGGCUGGCGAGGUAUACUCCGGGAAGAGGAAAACUGGUGAGACGAUAUCUGUCUCGUCAUCGGCCAAAAAGUUCUCCAAGCUCUACAAGCUGCAUGUCAUUUAUAAGUCUGCCUCUGGAAAGGUCCUCCAGGACAAGCGGUGCGAGGCGCCUUUCACAACUUGGUUCUCGGCAGAUGGUGUAUUCCACCCCGAGCCUUUCCGUCGCUGGGUGGCCAGUGAGAUUGAUGUUUUGAGACUGGCGGCGAAGGAGAAUGAAAAGAAGUCUGGCUAG